This is a messenger RNA of Indicator indicator, 1500 nucleotides long. It is a transcript of the gene GABRB3, whose product is annotated as gamma-aminobutyric acid type A receptor subunit beta3. The record is from RefSeq and is a predicted model, not a curated record. Gene Ontology annotation, biological process: nervous system process; regulation of membrane potential; chemical synaptic transmission. Gene Ontology annotation, molecular function: neurotransmitter receptor activity; extracellular ligand-gated monoatomic ion channel activity; GABA-A receptor activity. The transcript is spliced from 10 exons. Gene Ontology annotation, cellular component: GABA-A receptor complex; membrane; neuron projection. Bases 1 to 1500 code for a protein of 499 amino acids. Lineage: Eukaryota; Metazoa; Chordata; Aves; Piciformes; Indicatoridae.
AUGCCCUGGUACAUCCUCUGGAUCUUUUUCCUGGCAACAAUGAAGGCGAGAGGAGAGCUGCCAUUCAUUGCAGAAAACAACGCAGCUAUGAUGGUAAACUGGAAUGCAGUUGAAGAAAACAAAAAAUUAUAUGCAAUUUAUGAUACAAGUGUGAACGAUCCCGGGAACAUGUCCUUCGUGAAAGAAACUGUGGAUAAAUUGUUGAAGGGCUACGACAUCCGUCUCCGGCCGGAUUUCGGAGGUCCGCCCGUCUGCGUGGGGAUGAACAUCGACAUUGCCAGCAUCGACAUGGUUUCCGAAGUCAACAUGGAUUACACUUUGACCAUGUAUUUUCAACAGUACUGGAGAGAUAAAAGGCUGGCUUAUGCUGGCAUACCUCUGAACCUCACACUUGACAACCGAGUGGCAGAUCAGCUCUGGGUGCCUGACACUUACUUCUUAAAUGACAAGAAAUCAUUUGUGCAUGGUGUUACCGUGAAGAAUCGAAUGAUUCGUCUUCACCCGGAUGGAACAGUGCUUUAUGGCCUCAGAAUCACAACCACUGCAGCUUGUAUGAUGGACUUGAGAAGAUACCCAUUAGAUGAACAAAACUGUACUCUGGAAAUAGAAAGCUAUGGCUACACAACUGAUGACAUUGAGUUCUACUGGAGAGGUGGAGAUAAUGCAGUCACUGGUGUGGAAAGGAUUGAGCUUCCUCAGUUCUCCAUUGUGGAAUAUAGAUUGGUGUCAAAGAAUGUUGUCUUUGCCACAGGUGCCUAUCCAAGACUCUCACUGAGCUUCAGGUUGAAGAGAAAUAUUGGAUACUUUAUUCUUCAAACCUACAUGCCCUCCAUACUGAUUACCAUUUUAUCAUGGGUGUCAUUCUGGAUCAAUUAUGAUGCAUCAGCAGCAAGAGUUGCCCUUGGAAUUACAACUGUGCUGACUAUGACAACAAUCAACACUCAUCUGCGAGAGACUUUGCCUAAAAUUCCAUAUGUUAAAGCCAUUGACAUGUAUCUUAUGGGCUGCUUUGUAUUUGUCUUCUUGGCCUUACUUGAAUACGCCUUUGUCAACUACAUUUUCUUCGGAAAAGGCCCUCAAAGGCAGAAGAAACUUGCAGAAAAAACAGCAAAGGCAAACAACGAUCGCUCAAAGUUUGAAGGCAAUCGGGUGGACACCCAUGGCAACAUUCUGCUAACAUCGCUUGAAAUUCACAACGAAGUGGCAGGCAACGAGAUCACCACCAGCGUUACAGAUGCCCGAAAUUCAACGAUCUCCUUUGACAACUCAGGAAUCCAGUACAGAAAACAAAGCUCACAUCGUGAAAGCCUUGGCAGGCGUUCGUCAGAAAGAACAGGCUCCCACAGCAAGAGGGGCCAUUUACGAAGAAGGUCUUCACAACUGAAAAUAAAAAUCCCUGAUCUAACAGAUGUGAAUGCUAUCGACAGAUGGUCAAGAAUGGUGUUUCCAUUCACAUUUUCUCUUUUCAACCUAAUUUACUGGCUAUACUAUGUUAACUGA